ACCCGAUAAAAAUCUGUUCUUCCUACCCCCGGUUUCGGGCACAAAAUCCAUCGGCGAACGGAUCAAUCCCCACCGUUGAUUGCCUCGCCUGCGGCUACGAUGUCCUCCCCGUCUCCUCCGUCGUCGUCGUCGUCCUCCUCCUCCCUUCCUCCGCCAUGGGAGAAGCCUCUCACCUUCCUCCUCACUGCCGCUCAACCCAUCCACUCCCUCACCUCCGGUGUCCUCUCGCGCCUCCCCUUCUCCCCCUUCGCGCCACCACAUCGCACCACCACCAACCGCAAAGAUCCUCCGCCUUCGGCAGCGGCGGCGGCGGCGGCGAGGUCCUCCGCCAUGACGAUGCCGCUCCUCCUCCCCUUCUCCUCGUCGUCCUCCUACUACUCCGAUCACCGGAACCCUAACGCGACCUCGGGGGUGGGGGCGGGGUCGGCGGUGGGGAGCGUGUCGCCGGGGGUGAGGAUAGAGGCGCUCAACUCAAGCUCUAAGGGCGCAAGGGGCCCCGCCUUCGUCGGGCAAGUAUUCAGCAUGCUCGACCCCUCCGGCAAUGGCCUCAUGGCCGUCACCACUCACUUCGACAUCCCCUUCCUCUCAAAAAGGACUCCUGCAUGGUUAAAAAAGAUGUUCGCAUUGGUUACAAAGGGCGAACAAAAUGGCCCUGUGUUUCGCUUUUUCAUGGAUUUGAGUGAUGCAGUUUCCUAUGUGAAAAGGUUAAAUGUUCCAACUGGUAUGGUGGGGGCUUGCCGUCUCGAUGUAGCAUAUGAACAUUUCAAGGAGAAGCCGCACAUGUUCCAAUUCGUUCCAAAUGAGAAACAGGUCAAGGCGGCCAAUAAGCUCCUGAAGGUGAUCUCACGUAAGGGUGGGAAAAGAAAGAUCGAUGGUGUUCCUGUAUUUACUGCUCAAAAUUUGAAUAUUGCGAUAGCUACAAAUGACGGAAUAAAAUGGUAUACACCUUACUUCUUUGAUAAAAACUUGUUGGACAAUAUUCUUGAAGCUUCAAUUGAUCAGCAUUUUCGCACAAUGAUCCAAAAUCGGCAUAUGCAACGAAGGAGGGAUGUGAUUGAUGAUAGUCUAACAGCAGAAAUUGUAGAGGAAAGUGGAGACAGCUUAUUUGAGCCUCCAGAGGUUCAAGAAGUACUGGAUGAGAUGGGCCAUACAGGCAUUCCUCUUAAUGUCUUAUCAAAAGCUGCUGAGAUUCAGUUCCUUGAUGUUGUUGAUAAGGUGCUUCUAGGAAACAAGUGGUUGAGAAAAGCUACUGGUAUACAACCAAAGUUUCCCUACUUGGUUGACUCAUUUGAAGAGAGGACCGCUGCUUCAUUUUCAAAGCUAGAAGCGUUAACAAGCAUUGCUUCUAAUUUGGAUGGCACCAGUUUCAGCGAGCAGAGUCUUCAAUUUGGUGCUUCUGGUGCUUCAGAUACAAAGAUUAAAGACAAUGCUCGCAGAGAUAAUGACCAGUUAGCACGUUACAAUAAUUUCCCGUUUCCUUUUAGUAAUUGGCUUCCAAAUUUGUGGCCCAGGCAUGGGAAGUUCCGAAACCAAGAAACCCAAUGCAAGUCAAGUACACGAGUGAAUAAACAUGCCAUUAAUGGGAUACCGCUGAAUCCUCUGCUCCCCAAGAUUACAAUGGUUGGCAUGGCAAUGGGUGAAGGGGGACAGGUGAACAAAGCCAGCUUGAAGAAGACAAUGGAGGACCUGACAAAGGAAUUGGAGCAAUCAGGUCAUAGUUCAACAAAACUUAAUGAAGACAAGGACCCUCUUUUUGUUGCCAAUGUGGGUGAUUACUCCAGUAUAACAAGGAUUAGCUCUUCAUGACAACCAGAAUCAUAUCACUAAACUAAGAUGUCACCAUAUGAUCCUCAUCCAAUAGAGAGGUAGUAUUCUUCACAGGAUGCUUUAUCUAGAUGCCCUUGUUGUGCGAUGACCUGAACCUAAUCUUCGACAACAGUUAGAUGAGCCCUCCAAUUCAAUGACUUGGAAGUUGCCCAAAUGUUGUAUUAUGUACAGUGGCUGAUACUGCCCGAACAUGUCGAUCUAUCAAAAUCAUAGAGAUCGUAUAUUUUAUCCUUUUUUUUUUAUCUAAAUGGAAUCACCAAGGCAGCCAGAACAUGUUAAAGGGUUUCUGGUGUUAUCAACUGAUGUAAUUUGAUACUGCAAACAGCGGGCAUGUCGUUUUCUGUGCUUGGAGACACUAGUCAGCGCAUACAUGGUGGAAUCAAUGCUGCAAGUGGGUGGUGUUUGAGCUCAGAUCGAUUCCGGGCCAUCGCAUAAAUUAUAAAUAUUUCAGAUGCUUUGCUUCCAGGAAUAGAAUGUAUUUAUUAACUCUUAAAACAUCGUAAUGGUUACUUGGCCCUUCCAUGAUCAUAGGGUUUUCAUUCUUCUAGAAGACAUUAUGUGUGGAAUCUGCCUUUUGCUCUCUUUUCUGUAAAUUAUAGAGGUGUCAUAUGAGUAUGUCUGGGACUUUUGAUGAUCGUUCGAGAGCGCUUUAACAGUUUGUUGCACUAACGUCGUAUGCCAUGCCUUUUUGUUAUUUUU
Molecule: messenger RNA, 2526 nt
Organism: Ananas comosus (pineapple)
Lineage: Eukaryota; Viridiplantae; Streptophyta; Magnoliopsida; Poales; Bromeliaceae
Exons: 9
Coding region: 100-1806 (568 amino acids)
Biological process (GO): protein transport
Source: RefSeq, a predicted model, not a curated record